UCUUACGCACCAAAUAUUUUAUUUCAUGUGAGGCACGGUUUUCCAGUUUGUUCCCUAUAAAUAGUCUAAAAUGUCCUUAUUUUCUUCACAAUCUUACUAUUCCUUUAUCCUCCUUGCUUAUUAGUACUACUCUUCAGUUAUUGAUUCUGAUGGCAUAUCAAGCAGUUAUGGAAAUUCAAAUUCUGUUACUAUUUCUACUUUUUGUACUACCUUCCUGCAUUUGCUCUUCCCCACUUCAAGAUCCCGAAUUAGUGGUCGAAGAUGUACAAAAGAGCAUUAAUGCCUCAAGGAGGAACUUGGCAUUUCUUUCUUGUGGGACUGGGAACCCUAUUGAUGAUUGUUGGAGGUGUGACCCCAGUUGGGAAAAGAACAGAAAGCGUCUAGCAGAUUGUUCCAUUGGGUUUGGUAAGCAUGCAAUUGGAGGGAGGGAUGGUAAAAUUUAUGUGGUGACUGACCCUGGUGAUCACCCUGUGAACCCCAAGCCAGGGACAUUGAGAUAUGGUGUUAUCCAAGAGGAGCCAUUGUGGAUCAUUUUCAAGCGUGACAUGGUGAUCAAGCUGAAGCAAGAGCUUAUGAUGAACUCCUUCAAGACAAUUGAUGGUAGAGGAGCAAGUGUGCACAUUGCUGGUGGACCUUGCAUUACCAUACAGUUUGUGACCAACAUCAUCAUUCAUGGGAUCAACAUCCAUGACUGCAAGAGGGGAGGGAAUGCCUACGUGAGGGACUCCCCUACACACUAUGGGUGGAGGACUCUCUCGGAUGGUGAUGGGGUCUCAAUCUUUGGUGGGAGCCAUGUUUGGGUAGACCAUUGCUCUCUCUCCAAUUGCCGUGAUGGGUUAAUUGAUGCCAUUCAUGGAUCCACUGCCAUCACCAUAUCCAACAACUACAUGACCCAUCAUAACAAGGUCAUGCUUUUGGGGCACAGUGAUACCUUCAGUAGGGACAAGAACAUGCAAGUCACCAUUGCCUUUAACCACUUUGGAGAAGGACUAGUGCAGAGAAUGCCAAGAUGCAGGCAUGGAUACUUCCAUGUGGUGAACAAUGACUACACCCAAUGGAAAAUGUAUGCCAUAGGGGGGAGUGCUGCCCCAACUAUCAAUAGCCAAGGCAAUAGGUUUCUUGCUCCUAAUGACCAUACCUUCAAAGAGGUGACAAAGAGGGAGAAUGCUGGAGAGAGCAAGUGGAAGAAUUGGAAUUGGAGAUCAACAGGAGAUUUGAUGUUAAACGGUGCGUUUUUUAGAGCAUCAGGAGCAGGUGCAUCUUCAAGCUAUGCACGAGCAUCAAGUUUGGCAGCAAAACCAUCUUCCCUUGUGAGUUCCAUCACAGCAUCAGCUGGAUCACUCAGAUGCAGAAAGGGUUCGCGUUGCUGAGAUGAAUCAGGAACAAACACAACCCCAAACAGUAUUAUAAUAUUACAUAGUAAUAAUAAAGGCUAAUAAUGCGUGCCAAGUGUAUCUACUUUGUGGGGUAAAACUGAUUCAACUUUUUUGUAUAUGGCAACCUUUUAGACGUUUUGUUUUUUUGUUAACGUGUGACGACAACCUUGGCUUGUGUUUACGAUCUACUUUGUGGUGUCGUACAUUACUAAAUAGUAAUGUAAAUGCACAAGCGAAUGAGUUGAUAUAAUUGAAUGAUGAAUGAAACACCAGAAUGGAGAAAUGUAGGUUCAAUGAAAUGCUUAUACUUUCC
Molecule: messenger RNA, 1689 nt
Organism: Cajanus cajan (pigeon pea)
Lineage: Eukaryota; Viridiplantae; Streptophyta; Magnoliopsida; Fabales; Fabaceae
Product: putative pectate lyase 5
Molecular function (GO): pectate lyase activity
Source: RefSeq, a predicted model, not a curated record